AUGUCUUUGAUCAAGGUUAUUGCUGCCGUCGCGGCCCUGGGCCUCGCGGGAGUCGAAGCUGGCGCUGCUCCUAUCUGCAGCGAGAUCUUUCCCCGACCGAAAGCAUACACUUGCAACACCGAAGGCUACGUCAAACAUGUUUCCGCCAGACUGAACGAACCGAUAUUCAAGGCCACCGCCGAAGCCUGCGCCGAUCACUGUGCCGAGACCGAUCAAUGCACAUCCUUUCUGUUCCGCGAAGGCCUCUGCCAGCCCUACAAAGGAUCAUUCUCGAAAUUGGGCUUUUCCGAACACAAGUCGUUCUCGUAUUGGUACGAGAUGGAGUGCUUCAAGUGCAACGAUGGCGGAGUCGUUAUCAGUGUUGAUUUUGAAGACGGCAACAAUGGCAAAUGGAAUCUUCUUGGUGGCACCAAGGAGGGUUUCUCCUUCGAUACCAAGGCGAAAGGGUUCGAUGGCUCAUCAACGGCGCUCAGAGUCGUCGAACGCACAACCAAUGGAAAGGGUCGAAUUGAAUGGGCGGAUGUAAUUCCCCUCAAGGAAGGAGCUACCUAUGCGAUAGGUUUCACCAUGAAGAACAGCAAACAGGGCACCUCCUCCAACUGGGCGCUCCUAUCAUCCGAGCUCCUAACAAUCAGCAUCACCAGCGGCCACAAAAAGAUUCUAUACACCCAACCCGAGCACCCUAAGGUCCUUGCCGAGGGCUGGACCCAGUUUCAUUCCACAUUCAAGGUUCCGGCUGGGCUAGACGAAGAGGCUAUCUUUUCGAUCGGCAUUAAGUCGAGUGGGAAAAAGAUGAAUUGGUACUUCGACAACGUCUACAUCAAGGAUGUCUCUAAAUAAUUGAGAUGCGGACACGAGAAUAGCCUAGAAAAUCCCCUGGUCAACGCAGGGCGAAACGGUC
Ilyonectria robusta is the source of this 901-nucleotide messenger RNA. RefSeq lists its product as uncharacterized. The record is from RefSeq and is a predicted model, not a curated record. NCBI's taxonomy places the organism in Eukaryota, Fungi, Ascomycota, Sordariomycetes, Hypocreales, Nectriaceae. The transcript is spliced from 2 exons. The coding region runs from base 1 to 840 and encodes 279 amino acids. Gene Ontology annotation, molecular function: hydrolase activity, acting on glycosyl bonds.